AUGCAAGUACUUGAACAAAUAGAACAUAUACAUCAGAAAAAUUAUCAAAGUGACAGACUUUUGGCUGCUAAGGGCGUAAAGAAAACUUUCGGUCUUGGCUUACAAGGAUCAAAACGACCACUGUCUCCACCGAAACUUACAGACCCGGAAGGAAGUCCUACGACAGCAAAAGCACCUGAAAAGAAAGACAUUAUAAUGGACCCGACACAACUACAAUUGCUAUUUGACAAAAUCGAUAUGGAAACCCUAAUAAAGGCAAUGAAUGAAAUGUCUAUUAACUAUGCAAAUAUGGUAACAUCGGCUACACAACAAAGAAAUUGGAAUCAAAGAAAAACUUAUCAGCCCAAUCAAAGGCAUCAAAGCAACCAACCACAAAAAUAUGAAUAUAACGAGAAUUCUCAACCCAAGAAAGUUAAUUAUUGUGAAGUGACCAAAGAAAUCAACGAUAACAAUGUAUGGGUAGAAGAACUAUAUAAUAUGGACCAACCAAUUACUGAAAAACGAAGAGGUCGCCCUCCCAGAAAUAAUGCAGAAAACAAGGAACGCAAGCAAAAAGCACAAAUACCGGAAAUUGAUGAAUCAGGUGACCACGAUGAAGACAACGCUGAUGAAUUGUUUGAUGAACUUGAGUACGAAAGUGAAGAGCUUGAAGAACUUGAAAGUUUUUCGUCUGAUUGUAUAUCAUCCGAUGAAGAAAGUAUUGUAAAAAAAAAAAAGGAUACAAAAAUAGUUGAAAUUGAAAGCCCGGCUGUAUGUUUGGCGGUGAUGGAAGAAAUUCCAACCGAUAAGAAAGUACCCGCUGAUGAAAAACCAACAAUAGAAGAACAAUUAAAUAAGAUCAUUGACGAUACAAAUAUUGAAGAAAAAUAUAAAGAGAGCGUAAAAGAGUUAUUUAAAAACAAUAAGAACUUAUUUGCAAAUGGACUAGAAGAACUUGGAUGA
Racocetra fulgida is the source of this 942-nucleotide messenger RNA. NCBI's taxonomy places the organism in Eukaryota, Fungi, Glomeromycota, Glomeromycetes, Diversisporales, Gigasporaceae. The record is from the annotation of a GenBank genome assembly.